Molecule: messenger RNA, 1664 nt
Organism: Patiria miniata (bat star)
Lineage: Eukaryota; Metazoa; Echinodermata; Asteroidea; Valvatida; Asterinidae
Product: monocarboxylate transporter 13-like
Exons: 7
Coding region: 157-1557 (466 amino acids)
Biological process (GO): transmembrane transport
Molecular function (GO): transmembrane transporter activity
Source: RefSeq, a predicted model, not a curated record
GCAAAGCAACAAUAUGCGGCGCUGAGCGAUGCAUCUAUUGCACACUGUACGUGUACAUCUGAGUUUCGGUAUAUCGCCAUUGGAGUACUUAUCCUGUAGCGGCGGCGAAAGAACGAUUAAUUUAUUUGUUUUCCAGCUCAAGUUCAACCUCAAGUCAUGGCCUGCCAGUGCUGGUGGUGGCGCUGGGUAGUCACACUAGCGGCAUUCAAUGUGACAUUUCUCUGUCUCGGACUUCUGUACAACUACAGCAUACUCUUCGUGAGUUUGAAGGAGGAAUUCCAUGCUGGAUCCGCAGCAACAGGUUGGGUUGGUUCCGUGGCUAUAGCCCUUACCGGCCUCUGUAGCCCUCUCACGGUCAUCCUCGAACGCAAGCUGAGCAAGCGAACUAUUGUCAACCUAGGAGUUGUCGUCUUCAGCGCAGGACUGUUCGUGACGUCAUUCGUUCCGGCCCUAGGCUACGCCUAUUUCACGUUUGGAGUUAUGACGGGGGUCGGUGCGAACUUCAUCAACCAGCCCACAAUGGUAGUGGUUUUGGAGUGGUUUGCGAGAAAGAAUUUCUCCCGUGCAAUGGUCUUUACUUUGUUAGGAUCAACUUGCGGUAUGUUGGUAUUCAGUCCCGUGCUAACGACGUGCAUUAGUCACUACGGAUGGCGCGGUGCACUGAGAAUUCUGGGCGGUGGCAUCCUCGUUUUGGGCGUCGCGAACGGCAUGUUUCUGACCGACCCACCAACUGAAGACUACACUGCGGCGCCCGAUGAUGAGCCUCCUGACGAAAAACACGAACUGGAGAACAUGGGCAAGAUGAAGCAAGUUCCGGAAGGGGGCACCAAGGGGUCUGAUUAUGAAAAGCGAAGCAGCAAGGGUCACGGUGCUGACUUAAAUGAAGGGAACAAUGACCUCCAAGUGAACAACAUCGACAGCUGUGGAUUUCUGCACCUUAUUAAGAGCCUUGAGGUUUGGUUGUGGUCCAUUGGUGUGCUGUUCGGUUACAUUGGGUGGAAUUUCUUCAAUAUCAAUUUUGCCAGUUUCAUGAAAGGACUUGAUUUCAGCAGCAGCCAGACAGCCUCCGCCAUUAUGAUAUUUGCUUGUGGGGAGAUUGGCGGGAAAUUGCUCAUAGGUGUGAUCGGAGAUCGUCUGCCCUUCAUGUCCUUGUACUUGCUCGUUAUAUCGUGUAUCUUUGGAACUGUCGUCCUGGGAUUGCUGGCCAUUGUUAAGACUUUUACAACGGUUGCUGUCGUCGCUGUAGUGUCCGGCUUGCUGCGAUCGUGUAUCCAUGGGACAACUAUUCCAAGUGCAGCGCAGUUGUUUCACGAGGCAUAUGGCGCCCAUACUGUCGAGGUGUUAUCGUUUGUGCCACCGGGGAUCGGAACGCUGAUAAGUGCACCUAUAUCAGGUGUAUUGUAUGACGUCACGGGUGACUACGUCCUCGGCAUUUUUGUCAUCGCCGCCAUCUUUGUCUGUGCGUCGGCAGCGUUGCUUGGCAUUCCCUUGCACAGGAGGUUUGGGUCUCGUGGAUUGUCUGGCUCGGGUGGAUCAAGCCUUCCCGUUCCAUUAUAAGCUGCUGGUACAGAGAUAACGCCGCCAUAUUUGUACCUCCAUAGGCCAUAAUUGAGCGCUUGAGGGCGCACUGUACUGACGCCAUUUUCUGGAUAUAGACAUCGAUG